Messenger RNA from Knipowitschia caucasica, 873 nucleotides. NCBI's taxonomy places the organism in Eukaryota, Metazoa, Chordata, Actinopteri, Gobiiformes, Gobiidae. The record is from the annotation of a GenBank genome assembly.
AUGACGAGGCUCCAGAUCUGGUCUUUAGAGCUUGGUCAUAACAGAACCAUGACUAAAGUUGCAGUAGUAACUGGCAGUAAUAAGGGCAUUGGUCUGGCCAUUGUUCGUGCUUUGUGCAAGCAAUUUGAGGGCGAUGUCUUCAUUACGGCCAGAAACACGGGCCGAGGAGAAGACGCAGUGAAGACGCUGAACUCUGAAGGACUACAGCCCAAGUUCCAGCAGCUGGACAUCAACGACCUGAGCAGCAUCACGCAGGCAGCAGCCUUCUUCAAAGCCACAUAUGGAGGGGUGGACAUUCUGGUCAACAAUGCAGGCAUUGCAUUUAAAGUGGCAGAUACCACUCCUUUUGAGGUCCAGGCUGAGGUAACUCUUGAGACCAACUUCUUUGCUACCAGAGACAUGCUAACCCACUUCAUGCCACUCAUGAAUCCAGGAGGAAGAGUGGUGAACGUCUCCAGCUUUGUGGGUUCUCGAACAUUGAACAAGUGCAGUACAGACCUGCAGGCCCGAUUCCGCAGUGAGGACAUCACAGAGGAUGAGCUGGUGGGGUUGAUGAAGAGAUUUGUGGAGAAAGUGAAGGCUGGCCAGCACAAGGAGGAUGGAUGGCCUGAGACGGCCUAUGGAGUGUCCAAGACCGGACUGACGACACUAUCCAUGAUUUUGGCACGUCGACUGUCAAAGGAGAGACCACAUGACAACAUCCUGCUGAACGCCUGCUGUCCGGGGUGGGUGCGCACAGACAUGGCAGGUGACAAGGCUCCAAAGUCUCCAGACGAGGGCGCCAUCACUCCAGUCUACCUGGCACUGCUUCCCCCUGGAGCCUCUCAACCCCAUGGGUGCUUUGUGUCUGAUAAGGAGGUCCAACCCUGGUGA